Xyrichtys novacula (pearly razorfish) is the source of this 10272-nucleotide messenger RNA. Lineage: Eukaryota; Metazoa; Chordata; Actinopteri; Labriformes; Labridae. The record is from the annotation of a GenBank genome assembly.
ACCGCAUUUUAUUUUGAAAGUCGAAAGCGGAAGUUGUAAUUCCUCCGUGGGUGACAGGAAUUGGCUCGUGGUGCUGAUGUUGUUAUUUAAGCAGCAUCUCCGCUGUGAACUGACACCUGGGUUAGAGGAGCACUAAAACUCCCCCCGCUUUAAAACUACAGUAGGAUUUAUUCGUAGAGGCUCUGGAGGGGAGAAAAACAGACAUUUUAUAUCUUAUCAAAAGUCGUCACUGCGUUAUUAGCCACGAGAUGCUAAUGACAUUGAGGCUAACUGGUUAGCAGGGAGCGUGCUUUCGUCUAAUUUAUUUACAGGGCAGAAUAGAUUAAAAAGAUCCACAACAAGUGAUCGUGAGAUUGAUCACAGCUAAACCAUGUUUUGUGACCUCUAAAAGCAGCAGUCUGAAGAAGCUGACAUUAAUUUGUAUUUGUGAUUAACCUGGACUGAAUACCUGCGGACCCUGACGAGAUGAACACGCCACUCGGGAGGAAUGGUCUGAUCGGGCUGGCAGUCGGAGCCACAGCCGGAUUGGGAUUGAUCGCUUUUUUAAUUUACCGGGAGAUUAGCCGGAGGAAAUCCCAGACCCUGCUGAUGGAGGCCCGGACAGCUCCCCGGUUAGCUCCCCGGCUGUUGGAGGGGGUGGACGGUGGUGCUCUUCUGCGGGAGGCGUUGGAUGCUCAGGGUGGGUGGUCUCUGCUCUGCCUGUCACUGACAACACAAUACAUGACAGUGGGAGGAAAUCCAUGGUUAAACUAACUCUGGAGCUCAGUCUAAUGUUGUGAUGGGCAGAGCAGUUCUUUUAAAUGUACUGAAUCAUUGGAAUCAGUUCACUAAAAAGAUUUGUUCAAAAGAUUCGUUCACCACAUCAUCGUAUCACUUUACACUUGGCGGGAGAGGCCUGCAACGCUGACCUCCUGAACUGAUACACAGCUGAACGAUUCAGGAUUCAGUUCAAUUCAUAGUUUCUAGGACUGGGAGACGAGAGUGUUUGGCUGUGUUGCUUUGGCAAAAGUCUUGAUGUUUUAAGUGUACAAUCCUACUGUAUACCAUUUAUUAGGUCUGCUCGGUAAAUUGGGAUCAGUGAGUGAUUCGUUCAUUAAUCGUUUAGAUCGUUAAACACUGAACAUGAACUGUUCCCUCACAAACCGCUGCAGUGAUAGGAUGCUGUGGGUUUAAUGCACUAUUUGUUAGUUUUGUCUGACCAAAAUGAUUCCAGAGAGUGUACUUCAAUGCCUGAUUUGUUCACCAAAUGAUUCAGGCGUUGGUGCAUGUGGUUCCUCGUUCACUGGCUGCUGGCCUGGCAAUGCUGUUUCUCAUUUCAGCUCAACCGAAGAGAAACAAACAAAUCACUAGAGGAAGUGAUACGGUUCAGUAUGUUCACUUUAAAGAGUCGGUUCUUUUGAACGAAUCGUUUGUGAAUGACACAACACUAGUCCAAUGCACUCGAGGGCUGUGGCUGAGUCCCUAACCCCUAAUCCCCAUAUGGGGUUUCAACAUAAAGUUGACUAUGUAGUGAGCUCAAUCACCGGAGGUUUCAGACACUACAUGGCAUGACGCAAUGCAGGACGGGAUGCCCACCACCGGUGAGUGACCAUCGGAUGGUCACUACAUUUUGCAAUGCUAGCUUAUUAUGGUGGUUAUUAUUAUGGUUAUUAUUUACUGGAAAAUUUCCACCCCUUUGCAACCCUACAUAUAGCCCACAAUUAUUGAUACACUGCUCCUGAUAUAAUCCAGGUUUUAUUAGAGACCAAUGAUUACAGACAUAGUCAACCUUACUAGUUAGCACUAUUUGGUGUAGAUGGCCACACCAAUGAUUACUAUAGGCCCAUGUGUUGUGUCUAAGCUAUAGUGCUCUUUAGGUCAGAGAAAGUAGGCAGAUUAACAACAGAAAACCAAAGGGGAUCUGGCUCCAGAUGGACUUGAUUGCAAAGUCCAAACCUGCAUGUCUCAUAUUCUGUAUCCCCUUUUUCUCCCCUCUGCAGAGGCAGAAGCCCAGCAGCAGACUCUGGCAGUGGUGGAGGCGGUGGUGCAGGGUCUGUCUCCUGAGCAGCAGCAGGAGCUGAGGAACCAGCUGGAUCAGGUGCUGAACACUGUGGCAUCUCUGAGAUCAGAGGUGGCCGAGCUGAGAGGCGGCCUGCAGGACAUCGCUGUGCAGAUCAUCCAGGAUGUCAAGUGAGAACCUUCACAUGUUGCUGUGCUACAUAGAAGCUCUUCCUACAAUCACAGCAGCCAGUUUUAUUUAUUAAAACUUGCAGACUGAUGCUGAGAUGACGCACAUUUUGGUUUGUAUUUUGCACAGAAGUAAGAAUUACCAGGAUGUUGCAGUAAUGGUGUUAAAAAUCAGAAGUUACGGAUGUCAUAUGAAUCAUAUAUUUGUGCCUUGCCUUGCGUUUCUUUCAGGAAGGGAGUUGAGGACAGCCAACGGGUCCGACGACGACGGCAUGUUAUCCACAGGGAGCGCACUGACUCCAACAGCUCCAGCUCCAUCUACUUCACUGCCAGCCAGGGGGCCAGCAACUAUGAAGAGACCAGUGAAGGAGGGUAUGUAAAGGGCUGCUGUUAGUAAAAUUAAGUUGCAUGCUCACUUGGUGCUUGGUUUUUGGAGGUGGAAGCUAAAGUUUUGGAAGCUAAAUCACUUAUAGAUGUCAAGUGUUCAGUCACAGUGUCCUUUCUGCUUAAUCUAAACUUUAAAAAAUUAACACCUCCACUCUUGUAGUUCUGAAGUGUUGUUUCUUUUUCUUUUGGUUCAAAGUGCGUUUGGCUUUUGGCAUCUGUUUGGACAAAAUCCUCUUGUCUGCCUUCUUAAUUCCUUAAAAGACUUAAAUUAAUCUCGUGUUAACAGUCAUUGUGCAGGACCGGGUCAGGCUGGCAUCCAGGUACAGCUCAACAAGCUCUUAACAAGCUUUAUUAGCUUGUUGAUGUUAACCUCUAAGACAUUUACUGUGAUUUAUCUCGCUGGUACAAACUGUUUGGACCAAAAAUGACUUUCUUGGAAAUAAAGAAAGAGAUUUGAAAACUUUUAAAAGUAUAAGUAGGGAGGAUUAUACUCCAGUAAGUUAGUAUAAAAACUUUGGUAAAUGAAUGAUCUUUCCUCUUUUAUGGUAACCUAUUGUAUCGCAGUGUUGAGGUUUAUAAUUUCCAUAUGCUUGAAUAUUUUUGAGUGCUGUUGCAGGAAAAAUGGACCCAGCCGUAGCCUCCUGAAGAGGCUGCUCCUCUUUCUCAAAUGCAGAGGUCCCAUUUCAAUAUGAAUAAUUAAUCACAUUGUACCAUCGCUCCCCCUCAGUGUUGUAGCUGAAUGUCUAAUACUAUAAAAUAUUAAACAUUUAGCUGAAGUCCCAUGUUUUCUAGCACCAGAAACAUGUUUAUAAUGAAAGGUAAGACAAAAACGAAAAAAAGAAUCACCUUUCUGAUUUCUAGCCAAGCAUUUAGCUCAAAGAAGUAACUCUGGCCUGCGUCUGAUUUGAAAAAGUGAUGGAGUAAAUCUUGUUGGCAGUGGGGACUUUACUAAGAGUAACACAUGUGAGAUACUCUGACAGCAUCUACAUUUUAACUAAACACAUGUUGCUAUUAGUCAAAUUCCUACACAGGCUGCUGUUUGUUUCAGAGGAGGCAAAAUACUCAUAAAAAAACUCUGCAAACAAAAGAACAUAUAGUUAAGCACAAUAGAUACAUCUAACUAUAUUUGACAUCAGAAUUUGUUCCAAUAUGUCCCAUCUCUAUAUUUUUGUUUUGGUUGCUGUCACCGCAGAACACCUGCUUUAUAAAGAUUUAUGUGCCGAUCCACCUUAAUUUUUUUUAACCGAAUAAUCAUCAUGGUGAAAAUAAGACUCUAAUAAAGCCAUAUCUGAAGUCGGGCUUUAAGUCUUUUCUUCAACAUGCAGAUUUCUUUUUCCUGGAAGUGUUCGAUUCUUCUUUUGUCUCUUCAUUGGGUCUUUCUCCUUUCAAAAGAAGCUUGUUUUUCACUCAUUUUGCAUUUAGGCUCAAUGUUUUUGGCAUCAGCGCUUUGACAGUGACAGAUACGUGUCAAGUCUUGAUGUCCAAGAUGGAUUUGGAAGGUGGAGAAUCCAUUAUUUUUAAAAAUAUCGUCAAAAAUGAUCGUUAAAAAAAGGAGUUAUGAAAAAAUGUGUGUAUUAAUCCUGUCUGGUGCAGUACCAGUGAAUCCACAGCUGCUGAAUUACUGAAUAAAUAUGUCUGUGUUUCUUUCACAGCUACUCCACAGCUUAUGCUGAGUCGGACUACACAGACAGAGACACAGACAGGGAGGAGCCGGAGCCUCAGCCGGAGUCCGAGGAAGAGGAGGAGGAGGAGGACAAGAGCUGUGCUACUGUCCUCACCCUCCGCCAGGAAGACUCCCAGGAGGACGAGGUGGAGGAGAGAGGGUUAGAGGAAGAGGAGGAGGAAGAAGAAGAAGGAGAGACGGAGAGGCAGACUGAUAUUCUGACGGAGGUCCCCAGUGGAGAGCUGGCUCUCCUGCUGGCUCAGAGCGACAUCCUCCACACAGGAGACGCACGUUUGAAAGCUGAAGGUUUUCAGCUGCUGCUGGAGAACAGAGCUGAGGUGAGGGGCCUGGAUACACCUCGUAAAUGAUGGUUAACCAAGUGUGAAGAAGUUAAUUCUGUUGCACAGUUGCUUCAUUUUUAAAUAAUACAAUAUUCAUAAAGCACUUUUCACACAAGAAUUGAGUUCAUGGUGCUCCAACUCCUCUUAUCCAAUCUCACCCACACACACCUACACCUCUGUACUCCCUCUGACCACACACUACUCCAUCUACCUCUCUCUGUUGCUCUCUCCCUGUGUGUGUUACAAUUUCUUCUUCAUCAUAUAUGAAACAAAAUCACCCAGACUCAUCUUUUUAACUAACUGACUACGUUUUUCUGACUCUGUGUCCUCAGUAUGGAGACAGCAGGGAGUUUUUAUGGCGUCUGGCUCGAGCUUACCGUGACAUGUACGAGUCUGCAGAGGACAAACAGGAGAAGAAGAACUACGCACAGCAAGGUGAUGCACACACAGACUUGAAGACUUCAUUCAUUAUUCUUCAUCAUCACAGCGAAUCUAACCUUUUUAUUGAUCUGGGAGUCUGAUUAAAUCGAUUUGAAGUCUUGUACUGUGAUUUUUCGUCACUGACCUGAGCGCUGGUGUUGCAGGUCGACAGGAGGCAGAGCUGGCUUUGAAGAAAAAUGGCCUGAACGCCGAGUGUCACAAAUGGUAAGAUGGUGAAACAAGCGCUAAAGUAGACAUCCAUGGUUACAUGAUCGUGGUGGUUUUUUCUGCUCACUCAAACAUGCCUCAAUCUACCACAGACUUUGUCCAUUAAUGCUUUCGUUUGAGACGGCAGCACUCACAACCUCAAUCUCAGAGCACUUAUCGCCGGCAUGAUGUGCUGUUGCUGGGUUACAGAAGUUAUCCCGCAGCACUCAAUCUUCCCUGAGUCGUGACCAUUCGAUCCACUCUGAAGAUGCGAAUGCUUGAAAUGUACUUUAAUUCAACGGCAUCUUAAAAUGAAAGCUCAAAAACAGCUGAUAGAGGUUGUGUGGCAGCAUGAGCAGCAGCUCUAGAUCUGGAAAUUGCAGCUUGAAAACUGAGUGAGUUUCUCUAUAUGGACACCUGUCAUUGUUGUUGACAGGGUUGAUAUUAGGGGUGGAAGUGUCAUAAUUUUUUGUUUUAGAAUUUGUUUAAUUUUUUUGUUGUUCAAAAAUCAUUUUUUUUUUCAAAUUUAAGAAUAAAGGUCCUUACACACCGGGACCAAUGCAAAUAUAGAACGCGAAAUUACGACGCGUCCCAGGUGGCACUAGUGUUGAGAUGACCGUCUGUCAUGAUAGCAUGUACUGAGUCGGGGCCAGUACCAGAUAAGCACAUUAAACUAUAAUCCAUAAACGUAAGGUAACAACCGAGACCUAAUGGUGCUGUGACAGCAACGCUGUGAUUGAGUUUGAGAGUGAAAAUACAUAUGGUAUGUUGUAUCUGAACAGGUUAGCUUACGAGCUAAAGUUACUUAGCACAGAUGAAAGUUAAAAUAAAGACGUUUAGCAAACUGUUAAAGCACACAGAUGAGAAAUCUGACACUAUGACUCUCCACAAGUCGUCCUUCAGGUCGUUAUCUUUGUAAUAUUUGUGUUUUUUAUCAAAUAGCACUCUGUUCUCCGACACGUAAACAAUCAGCCGGUCGGCCAUGUUGGAUAUACAUCUGAUGUUGCAACAACACGAAAUCUGAUUGGUCAGAAGUGGACACACAGUAUGCGAAACCUUAGAAAAUUCGACCGUGAUACGAAAAAAUAAAUCCCGCGAUAUCGCAAGACGGGAAAAUGUUGGUGAUGUGAACGCUUGUAUUGAUAGGAUACGGGUUCGAAAAAAAAGAUUGAUGUCUGAAAUAAUCGCACGCAAAAAAUGGUCCCGGUGUGAAAGGACCUUAAAAUCGAGGAAAUGGACAAUAUGGUAGAAUCGCAUUUUAAAUCAAAUCGGCAUCCCAAAAAAAAUCGUAGAAAAAUUGAAUCGGGAGAAAAGCAUAUCGUUCCAGCCAUGGUUGAUAUCAAAAGUCCCGCCCCUUCUGAUUUUUUUAUAGUUGGUGAUUGAGAUGCGACACUAACCAGUUGAAUUAUUUUCAACUGAGAGCACUGAGUACCAAGGGACCUAAACUGUCGCUGUGGGUGUUUUUGAGCUGAGGACACUGAGAUGCUGAAUUAUAUGGAGUAUGAAAUCAAGUCAUAUUGUAAUGAGAAUAAAGCUGUGAUAAAAUCAAAGGCUGAUGUAGUUAUGACAUUACAAGAUGUUUGAAGUAGUCAAGAUUCAUCUUUAAGUGGCUGAAAAUGUAUGUGUCUGUGGGAAACAGUGUAACUAUCCUGUCUCUGUCUGCAGGCUGGCUGUGCUGACAGGACUCACCACCCAGCAUGAGAGCAUGCACAGCAAACUGAAGAGCAGCCACAUUUUAAAGGUGACCCUGGUGUCAGUGAUCCGUUGUUCAUUUGAAUCAUAAAGAUGUAAAACAGAGUGUGACUCCUCCUCCUUCUCCUCUCAGGAGCAUCUGGACCGAGCCAUCGCCCUCAGAGAUGAUGACCCCAUGUGUUUCUACCUCCUCGGCAGGUGGUGCUACGAGGUGAGACUAGAGGCUGUUUUUUAAAUAAUGAGCGACUUACACUAGUUUGUUAGUCAGAAUUCAUUUGUCGUUUUGACGGCUGUGAAAAAUCUAACCCUGAGACAGCCCUCAAUGCUGAAACUAGAUGUGUUUGUGUGUGCAGGUCGCCACUCUGGACUGGUUGGAGAAGAAGGCAGCUGCUGCCGUCUAUCAGACCCCGCCCACCUCCACGCUGCAUGACGCCCUCGAAAACUUCCUCAAGGUACCACGCUGCUGCAGUAGAUCUGCUGCGUUCGAGUUACCUUCGAAGUCAGAUGUCGAGCUGAAAAUGACGUCACACCGAGUUACCAGCGUUUCAGUUACAAAGUCGGAAAAAAGCAAAAGGGGGCGGAAACAAGAUGGCUACAUCUACGAAAGUUAUUUUAGCUCUUGCCUUGUCUGAAUAUAAGGAUAGGUGCUAAAAUAACUUUCGACUUUUUUCGACUUGGUAACUGAAACGCCGGGAACUCGGGUGUGAUGUAAUUUUCAGUUCCGACAACUGACUUCCAAAGUAACUCAAAUGCAGCAAAAGUAAAUAGCCAAGUGGAUAUUUGAUCUUCAAAUGAUUUCUUUUAAAUGUACCAUCUUUUUCUUGUGUGAACUUGCAGGCUGAGGAACUCAGUCCAGGAUUUUCCAAAACCGUGAGACUUUACAUCGCCAAGGUAAACAGUUGGUUACCACAGAGUCAUGCGAUAGAUCACAGAAAAGGACAACAACAAACGAAAGGGACAGAUUUAGAGAAACCAACAAUUAAUAUGUGCUAGGCUGCUUGAUCAUGGCAAAAAUCAGAACCACAAUUAUUUAAAUGCCUUAAAACCUCAAAUUGAUGAAAUUGAACGAUACGUUCUGGCACUAAAAGCAUCAAUCCUUCACUUCACAAGCUUUGUCUCCAUUUUGAUGAUGGGACUCGGUAAACUUGAUGCCAGAAUUCAUGUUGCCCCCAGUUUUAAAGUGGUUCGACAUGAUUGUAAGGACUGUACAUACUCUCUCACCAUCCUCAUCUUGUUUUCCGACCUGCAGUGUCACCAGGAGCUGGGAAACAUCUCUGAGGCCACAAAUUGGACCGAGCUGGCUCUGAAGAUGGACACCAACGACGAUGAUGUAACAACACUUUUCCUGUGUUAAUACAAGACUUUGGUACCUUUGUACCCGGGUCCUAUUUUGGUCUUAAUGAGACAGAUUUUUUAUUUGAGACCUCAAAAUUCUUUUUUCUUCGUUUACAGGAUGAAGAAACAUCCAAACUGGAGUCUCAGCUUCGAGUCUUAACCAACAGAAAGAUCUGAACUCAUUGAGCAGAAGUCUCUCAUUGGCUCCUCAGCCGUCUCAUUAUCCAAUCAGACAUGCUCGGCACUUCCUUUUCGUUCCUCUCCUAUAACCAGUUGAUAUUUCCGUCAUACUGUCACUGUGAAAUAAAUUAAGAGAUUAUUGAUGUAUAUUAAUUUUUUGCAAACUUUAAUUGAGUCACUUUAACAGAGUAAUAUAUAUUGUAAUGUACAUGCCAUUUAUUCUGUUCUUCAGUGCUUUUUUUUAACACUUUGUUUGCCUUUUUAACCGAUUAGCACGGUCACAUAAAUGUAAUAUAGUUUAAAGGAACAGUUCAACUAAAAACAAAUAUUUUGGGGGUAAACUCAGAGAGUAAAUUGUAAGAAAAAUAUCCAUACAGACAGAUCGACCUUUGAUUAUAUUUGGUCAUGGUUAUUUUUGAUUCUUUGCCACCAAAAGAACUCACUGGAUCCAAAGCUUGUUAUCGGCAAAUGGAGUCAAUAUCUCGCGAUGUAAAAGGGAGCGAAGUUGUUCACCAUGUGGGAAUUUUACUGAUACUGAUGUGAAGAGAAAACAGAGCUCCAGUUUGAUCAGGGACGUUUGAAAAGCUUUAAAAAACCUAGAAACAAAACUAAAACUCUAUUCUUGAUGGAUUAAAAAUUGAUGAACGGCUCCAUUUCAGCUGCCCAUGGUUGGUGUGUGUGUGUGUGAUGUGGAAACAAAGUGAUACUGUCAUAUUUUGGUGUUUAUUUUAAAUACUGACCCUCAGUAACAAAGAGUAAAAAGAAGCAGCUGUGUUGGACCAUUUCCAGUCGGAUGUUUUGCAGGGAUUUAAUGUGAGGAGUGAUCUGAUUGGUGUGUUUGAAAAGAUGACACUGAUUUUUUUUUUUGCCUUUAAUUUUGGAGUAACUUAUUUUUUUGAUGUGAAAGUGAAGCUGCUGUUUGUUUUGUAUUUUUUCCAUUUUUGUUCUGAUGUUUUGAAGUUAUUUUGCAGUCACAGCUGUAGCUGACAUGUUUAAUACCCAUAUUAUUCUAUACCACCGUAAAGAGGUAAACAUGCACUUGACUGACACCUGGUUUACAUGAAAUAAAGUUUUUGUUUUUUAAUCAUUGAUCUGUCGUUGUAUUUCUCUUACAGCCUGAAUCGCUGAUCCCUGAUUGGUCAAAACUGCCUGUACUGAUGGUUAUUCUGACCUCAUUAUUGUUGAUUAAUCUGUUUUGAUGAUAACUUUGCAAUUUUGUUGUAAUUUUAUCAUGACUUUUUCCUCAUAAUUUUGACUUUUCAUAUUAUUAUUAUGAUGCCUUUUUUUCUACUAAUUACUACUUUUUCAUCCUAAUUGAAAAUUUUAAUUUCAUAAUUUCAUCUCUAAUGAUUAUUGUUUGCAUAUUUAGUUGGCAGCUGGAUAAUUAACAUGAUAAUGUCAAGGAUGUGUCUUGUCUCACCCUGUCUGUACUAAAUUCAGCAUGACCACAAGCUGAUGAUGCAUAACGAUAUGAAGCCCUUUCAUGAUGCUGUUAACAAAACAUGGCAGUUUAAUAGUAAAACAAAUUUAAUUUAGCGACAAAGCUUUUUUUACAGAAGGUUAUAAUACAAACAAACAGAAAGGAGAGAAAAAAAAGCAACAGUGGUGACGUCCAAAACACUACUUCAAAGAAGUUACAUGAGCUGAAUUAUAGGAUUAGCGUCAACAACAAAAUGUGAAAACCUAUAGAGGAAGAUUUCGCCUGUGUCACGAUAGUGUUUUUGCCCAUUUUUUAGAUUUAAACAGUCUUGAAACUUUUGUAUUUCUACGCUUAUUUGUUACAGGAAAAGUGUUUGUUGUUGUAAUGGAGAUUUCAGCCACAGAGCGCUGAAGUGCGUCUACAUUUCUCAGAAAAGGUGCCAAAUAAACUUUUCAAUCUUC